Messenger RNA from Salvelinus namaycush (lake trout), 8303 nucleotides. Its product is annotated as CLIP-associating protein 1-B-like. Gene Ontology annotation, molecular function: microtubule binding; kinetochore binding. The record is from RefSeq and is a predicted model, not a curated record. Bases 814 to 5427 code for a protein of 1537 amino acids. The transcript has 41 exons. Gene Ontology annotation, biological process: mitotic spindle assembly. Gene Ontology annotation, cellular component: cytoplasmic microtubule; mitotic spindle; spindle microtubule. Lineage: Eukaryota; Metazoa; Chordata; Actinopteri; Salmoniformes; Salmonidae.
AGUUGCUGUAGCACUCUCUUCAAAUUUAGAAACGCUGCAUUCACGCAACUAUUAGCUACAUCAAGGGCAAUUUAAUCCGCCGAAGGAAAUAUAUUUAGGAGAGAAGUAGUGAACCACAGAAAUGUGCAUUCGCUAAUUUCCAAGCGCAUCCCCAGUUUGAUGCGUUCGCACGUCAAUACUAUUCUUGUCCAGCAAACGGUAUUCCGGGUGGAGACUGAAGUGCCUCGAUGCUGCUCAAUAGUCAAAACCCGACAAUAUUUACAAAGACUUCAGAAAUUUGUAUUUUUCUUUCUGAGUAUGGCAUGGUCUUCCAGGGAACUAGGGACGACUAAGCUAUGAAGCUCUUCCCUUCCAAACCUUCCCUGCUCUCCUUCUCCAGUUACUGUCACUUCAUGAGCCUUACCCACUGCUGCUCUCACAACCAUCAUCUCUGCCCAGCCUGGUACUAACAGCUUGGCUGAGACUCACUUCAACACAAAGAAGAAAAAAAAGAGAGAGCGAGAGAAGAGAAGAAAACCCUCCCCAGCUGCCAUCUAGACACACAUGGUGCAUAGCUGCCAUUCCCCAGGCUCCCUCCAUCCCCGCGGCCUGACCUCUAGCUAGCUCCUCGCACCCAUCACACAGCCUAGCCCACGGCCUGCCCAAGGGAUAUAAAUAGGCUACAGCCGUCCAGUGUGUGGAGCCUGCUCUUGUGUUGCCUUUUUUUUCCAGGGCACACACGCCCGGUGGGGGUCACACCCAUUUGUUUUCGGUCUUCCACUGCCUGGAUCAGUGGGAGCUAGUGGUGGGACCGAAGAGGGAGAGGCCGAGACCAUGGAGGAAAAUAUGGAGUACUGUCUGGCCCAGGUGGUGCAGAAAGACCUGGGGAGGAAAGUGCAGGUGGGACAGGAGCUCAUAGAUUACAUCCUGGAUAAGGACAGGUCCCAGGAUCUGGAGCAAGACCAGACAGGUCUGGACAGGAUGGUGGACAGCAUCGCUACCACCUGGGUCAACUGUUCCAACUUCAAGGUGGCUUUGCUUGGAAUAGACCUUUUAUCUGCCCUAGUGACAAGGUUACAGGACCGAUUUAGGAACCAUGUGGGAACAGUACUGCCCAGUCUGAUAGAUCGUCUGGGGGAUUCCAAAGACCAAGUCAGAGACCAAGAUCAAAUCUUGCUGCUGAAGAUCAUGGAGCAGGCUGCUACCCCACAGUACGUGUGGGACAGAAUGCUGGGAGGCUUCAAACACAAGAACAACAGGACCAGAGAGGGAGUGUGCCUUUGUCUCAUCUCAACGCUCAAAAUGUACGGAGCCCAAGGCUUAACCCUCAGUAAAAUAGUCCCUCACAUAUGUAAUCUACUAGGAGAUCCCACCAGUCAGGUGAGAGACGGAGCUAUGGGCUGCCUGGUGGAGAUCUACAGACAUGUGGGGGAGAGGGUGAGGAUGGACCUCAGCAAGAAGGGCCUACCACAGUCACGGUUGAAUGUAAUCUUCAGUAGAUUUGAUGAAGUCCAAAGAUCUGGGAACAUGAUCCCAUCCUCAGCUUCAGAUAAGAACUUUGAUGAUGAGGACUCUGUGGAUGGGGGCCGGUCCUGCUCCUCCGCAUCGUCCUCCAAAGCGCCCCCCAGUGGGAGGAGGACUGUAGCUGCAGCUUCUGUCCGCAGGCCCAGCUCUGCCACCGGACCCGGCAAGAUCUCUGCUAAAGAUGCUGCUGCAGGAGCAGUAGAUGAGGAGGACUUCAUCAAGGCUUUUGAAGAGGUUCCUACUAUCCAGAUCCACUCCAACAGAGAGAUGGAGGACAACCUCUCCAAGGUCCGGGAGGUUCUGUCUGACGACAAAAACGACUGGGAGCACCGAGUCAUCGCUCUGAAGAAGGUGCGUUCUCUGCUCCUGGCUGGAGCUAUGGAGUAUGAUAGUUUCCCUCAGCAGCUCCGUCUGCUGGAGGCCCCUCUGAAGCUGUCGGCUAAAGACCUGAGGUCCCAGGUGGUACGAGAGGCCUGCAUCACACUGGGAUACCUGUCCACACUAAUGGGCAACAAGUUUGACCACUGUGCAGAGAUCCUGAUGCCCACACUGCUCAACCUGGUGCCCAACAGUGCCAAGGUGAUGGCUACGUCUGGCAUGGCAGCCAUACGUCUCAUCCUCAGGCAUACACACUACUCACGUCUCAUCCCAAUCAUCACUAGUAACUGCACGUCCAAAUCAGUGGCCGUCAGACGGCGCAGUUAUGAGUUCUUAGAGCUGUUAUUACUGGAGUGGCAGACACACACACUGGAGAGGCAUGUGGCUAUUCUGACGGAGACCAUCAGGAAAGGGAUCCAUGAUGCCGACUCAGAGGCCAGGUCCGUGGCCAGAAAGUGUUAUUGGGGUUUCCAUGGCCACUACAGCCGGGAAGCGGAGCAUCUUUUCCAGGCCCUGGAGUCGACCUAUCAGAAGGCUCUCCAGUCUCACCUGAAAAGUUCUGACAGUGUCGUGUCCCUCCCCCAAUCAGACCGCUCAUCCUCCUCCUCUCAGGAGAGCCUCAACCGGCCCCUGUCUGUCAAGAGUGUCAUAGGAGGCGGCAUGACAAGGGGGAAGAUGGUGAGUUCCAGGGUGAACUCUAACCCCGGCGGUUCUCUCCAGCGUUCCCGUAGUGACAUCGAUGUGAACGCUGCGGCCAGCGCCAAAUCCUGUCUGGUCACCGUGCCCUCCGCUUCUCCCUUCAGCUCAGCCGCUGCUCUGCCCCCAGGCUCCUACGCCUCUCUAGGUCGUGUGCGUACGAGGAGGACAAGCGCUGGCAGUGCCGUCGGAGCCAGCGCUACUGUGACUGACAGCAGGGGGCGCAGCCGAGCCAAAAUGGUAUCCCAGUCCCAGCCUGGCAGUCGCUCCAGUUCCCCUGGAAAGCUUCUGGGCCACUCGUCUGGGUACGGGAGGAUCAGCAGGCCCCCCUCAGCCUCCAGCACCCCUGCAGACAAGAGGAGCAAGGUCCCCCGCAGCCAGGGCUGCAGUAGAGAUUCCUCUCCCAGCCGACUGGGACUAGCGAGGAGCCGUAUCCCCCGGCCCAGCAUGAGUCAGGGCUGCAGCAGGGAAACCUCUAGGGAAAGCAGCCGAGACACCAGCCCUGCUCGGGGCUUCAAGCCUCUUGCCUCCCGACGUACUUCCCGCUCUACCAGCGCCCUAUCCACGGCUGACCCCCACGGCCAGUCAGAUCGGUUUGGCUUGAUUCACCAGGACCGUAUCUCUGCCUCAGUAAAUGCCAUGAGAGUCCUCAACACUGGCACUGAGGUGGAGGCUGCUGUGGCUGAUGCACUGCUAUUAGGAGACUCCAGAAAUAAGAGGAAGCCUAUGAGGCGGCGGUAUGAGUCUCCGGGUAUCUAUUCUGACGACGAUGCUAACAGCGAUGCGUCCAGCGCAUGCUCAGAGCGCUCAUACGGGUCCAGGAACGGAGGUAUCCCUCACUAUCUGCGUCAAACGGAGGAUGUGGCGGAGGUGCUAAACCACUGUGCCAGCUCCAACUGGUCAGAGAGGAAGGAGGGGCUGCUGGGUCUGCAGAACCUACUCAAGAACCAAAGAAUACUCAGCCGAGUGGAGCUGAAGAGACUAUGUGAGAUCUUCAGCAGGAUGUUUGCAGAUCCACACAGCAAGAGAGUGUUUAGUAUGUUUCUGGAGACUCUGUUGGACUUUAUCUUGGUGCACAGAGAAGACCUGCAGGACUGGCUGUUUGUCCUGCUCACCCAGCUACUGAAGAAGAUGGGAGCUGACCUGCUGGGGUCUGUCCAGGCCAAGGUCCAGAAGGCUCUGGACAUCACCAGGGAGUCUUUUCCGUUUGAUCACCAGUUCAACAUCCUGAUGAGGUUCAUUGUUGACCAGACACAGACACCCAACCUCAAGGUGAAGGUGGCCAUUCUGAAGUACAUAGAAUCACUGGCAAGACAGAUGGAUCCUACAGACUUUGUCAACUCCAGUGAAACUCGACUGGCUGUAUCUCGCAUCAUUACCUGGACCACAGAGCCCAAGAGCUCCGACGUCAGGAAGGCGGCCCAGGUUGUGCUGAUCUCUCUGUUUGAGCUGAACACCCCAGAGUUCACCAUGCUGCUGGGAGCCCUGCCCAAGACCUUCCAGGACGGGGCCACCAAGCUGCUCCAGAACCACCUGAAGAACUCCAGCAACACCAGCAGCGUGAGUUCUCCCAGCAACACUAUUGGGCGGACCCCAAGCCGGCACCCCCCAAGCCGGACCAGCCCUCUCACUUCCCCGACCAACUGCUCCCAUGGGGGGCUAUCUCCCAGUAUGUUGGAGUAUGACACAGAGAACAUGAACUCUGAUGAGAUCUACAGCUCCCUGCGAGGGGUCACAGAGGCCAUCCAGAGCUUCAGCUACCACAGCCAGGAGGACCUCAACGAGUUGAGAGGGAAGAGGGACGAUGCUGCGGGACGGGAAGGUGUGGCGCCCUCUCCAGGCUCUGAUGCCCAUCUGGGGCUGGAUGUGGUGGAGGGUGGGCGUACGGCCCUGGAUAACAAGACCUCCCUUCUCAACACCCCGUCCCCCCGCUCCUUCUCUGGGCCGCGAGCCAGGGAGUUCGCCCCCUACGGAUACGGAGACACCAUCACCUCAUCCUACGACAAGAGCGCCCUGAAGGAGGCCGUGUUUGAUGACGACGUGGAGCAGUUUAGAGACUGCCGUCGGCAGGACAGCAGUGGUGAAAACAAGAUGGUGCUGUCUAAGGGCUUUGCUCCAGGUUCCCAGGACCACUCGGACCUAGUUGCAGACCUGCUGAAGGAACUGUCUAAUCACAAUGAACGCGUGGAGGAGCGUAAAGGGGCGUUGGUGGAGCUCCUGAAGAUCACCCGGGAGGACAGCCUGGCCGUGUGGGACGAACACUUCAAGACCAUCCUCCUACUGCUCCUGGAGACACUGGGGGAUAAAGACUACACUAUCCGGGCCCUGGCGCUGAGGGUACUGAAGGAGAUACUGCGGAACCAGCCGGCCCGCUUCAAGAACUACGCUGAACUCACCAUCAUGAAGACCCUAGAGGCACACAAAGACUCCCACAAGGAGGUGGUAAGAGCAGCGGAGGAGUCUGCCUCCACCCUGGCCGGCUCCAUCCACCCAGAGCAGUGUAUCAAGGUGCUGUGUCCCAUCGUCCAGACGGCUGACUACCCCAUCAACCUGGCUGCCAUCAAAAUGCAGACCAAGGUGAUAGAACGCAUCACCAAGGAGUCCCUGCACCAGCUGUUGCCUGACAUCAUACCAGGACUACUGCAGGGCUAUGACAACACAGAGAGUAGUGUUCGCAAGGCCAGCGUGUUCUGUCUGGUGGCCAUCUACUCUGUGAUUGGAGAAGAGCUCAAACCACACCUGCAGCUACUCACGGGCAGCAAGAUGAAGCUGCUGAACUUGUACAUCAAGAGGGCUCAGACAACCAACAGCAACAGCAGCAGUUCCUCGGAUGUCUCUUCACACAGCUAGCUGUAGGAGCAGAGGGAGAGAAACACAGAUCCGUCUGCCUGUACUGUGCAUCUGAAUUAGGGGGAAAAGGUUGCUUCCCAAAUUGGCAUCCUUUUCCCUAUAUAGUGCACUACUGUUGGGCUCUGGUCAGAAGUAGUUCCCUAUACAGGGAAUAGGGUGCCAUUUGGGACAGAUCCAUAGUCGUGCCUCUUCCAGACCUUUCCAUUCCUUUUAUUUUCCUCUCUCCUUCACCCCACUGGACUCCUCUGGGUGACCCUAUGACCUGCUCAUCACUUCAACCACCGCUUCACUUACUUUGCUCUUUCCCCCACCCCAUGGAACAUGUACAUUCAUUUGUCUCAUCUCGUCGUCGUCGUCGUCGUCCCCCCCCCCCCCCCCCCCCCCCCGCUGUUAUAACACAUCACUAGCAAUGUGUUGUAAGGUAAAGAUCAGAUAUUCAUUAUGUUGAGCAUUCAGAGUGUAGGGGUGGAAACGUAACCAAGGGUUAUGAAAUGGUCCAAUAAGAAUGGUACGUAUGGUCCAAUACCAAAUAAUACCCUGAUAUUGAUUCAGCAAACACAAAACAUCCCUUCAAAUGCAAUUGGAUGAGUAAACACAGCCUGAAAUGUCACAGUAGAAUAGGUUCUUCACGUUUAACCAGGAAGUCCCAUUGAGGUCGGAAGACCUUAUUCCUAAGGGGGACCACAUGACAGUUGGUUUGUGAUAAAGAAUCAUAUGGCUGGCCCAGUGAGGAUACAAAGCCCUUAUAAACAGUUUAGGAACAAUGAAAACCAAAUAUGUCAGCCAUUGAAGUAGAAUUAGUAGAUUGUUUUUCUUUAUUAACUGAGGUAUGGUGUUAUACAAUCCUAUAAAAAGUGUAAGAAGGAAACAUUUUAAUAAAAAAAUGUUACAUAUGUCAAUCAUUAUAAAGACUAACUUAAGCCCAGGUAAACUAACACUAUCUUUUAUUGUUAGUAUCCAUUAGUUUGGGAGAAAUUAUGACGCAAACAUUAUCAGAGGCCAACUUCCAGCUAAUAGCUUGGCUAUAUCAUGAGAAAAAAUAGAAGUACUGUGUUAAAUAAAUGGUGACCUUCAUUUUUUCAACCAAAAAUUGGCAAUCUAAAAUUGAAGCUGUUCAAAAUAAGGAGAGCGGUAAAGAUGCAACAGUGUCUGAAGUUAGAAAAUCUGUCUUUCCAACUCACAAUCAAUUAUUGUUGUGGUUACCUCCAUUUCCAUUGUCAAAUAAAAACAAAUAUGAAGGGAAGAAAAUACACCAAGACAUUACAUUUCUUUACAUUCCCUGAAUCAAUCAAGUGAAAUUGAAGGGAUCACUUCCAACUCAUAGAAUUAGAAUGAGUGUUCUCAACCUACUCAAUGUCCAUGUUGCUAAUGAUGUCACACUGAAUGUGUGUGCCAUUAUCAGUCAUGACAACAAACUUGUCAGUGAAAACACUAAACAAAUCCAAAGUGUCACGUUUAUUUAUUCCCACCCUCUUCCCACCUGUGUUGCCAGAUUAUGGCAUUGAUGCUGCUGUUUAUAACGUAUACCUGUCUGAUGAUGAGUAACAACCCUACACUUGUUGAUAAUGCGAAUAUUACAGGCUCAGUUUUGGAAGGAGAUCAGUGGAUUCAUUGAGACAGACUCCUAGUCCUGGAUUAAAAACUAUUCUCAAUGGAGAAUAUCUAUUAAAAGUGUGUUUUAGUCCUAGUCUUAAUAUGCGUCCAGGAAACCGUCCCAACUAGGUUUAUGUUCAUUUUCCACAGUAAUGUUUGGAUCACUUCUACUGUUGAAAAACAGGAUAGAUGUACAUACAGAAGCUCUCAGCUCUUAAAAAUGUGAAACCAUUACUCCAGGAACUACAAUAAACUGGCUUGCAAACCGAUACAAUAAUAUUCACGAUGAUGCAAAAAUGAGUUGUUUAUAAUAAUACAGUAUUACACCCAUCUUCUCAUCACCUUCCUUUCACGUAACUACAGCUUUUGCAAUAAAGAAAAUACCAUGAUGAGCAAACUUAAGUAUUUUGUACAUAACUCUUGAUCAAUCACCACUUCGCAACUUUCAUGUAAUGAAAUAAAAAGGUUGGCUAUCUCACUUUUUUUGCACGUUAGCGAAUUAGCUUGCAUGUUUUUGGGCAGCACAUCCACUUGUUGCUGCCUUUAAUCGAUGGGUCCUGUUUUCUCUGUUGAAGUGCACUUGUAACCACAUCAGUUUGGUCAGCCUUUACAACAACAGGUAGCCACCUGGCAGGAAUACACUCACUGAGUUCUGUGAGUUGUCCAGAACUACGAAGACUGUCUGCCCUAGACAACUGUGUACACUGUACAGGACCUAACCGUCUCAAGAUGCCAAGCAGACAUGUACAGUACUGGGUCUCCUUUAGUACAGUACUACAUAUUUGGGCAUGUGGCUUUAUAAAGGUACACUGUGUGUGCGUGCCUUGUUACUAUAGCAAAGUAUGUGGCAUCUAUUUCCAUCUGUUGAACAGUUUAAAAAAUGACACUAAUUGUUUGCUUUGUUUGUUUUUAAAUGGGGCCAUCAUCCCUUUGUAAGUAUGUUCAUUUAAUUUGAUUGUGUGUUAGGGAGAAGCCAAUUGUUUUGUUAAAGACAGAAAGUACUGUAUUGGCUGAUGACCCAUGAAGAUCUGGAUCAUUAUCUGCAGGUGAUGAUGGUCCCUAAGAGAAGCUAAUCCUAGCAAUCUGUUCACUUUGCAUGUUAUUGUGUUUGUUUCUAUUGUUUUGUCAUUUAAGAUUCAUAUCUGUAUUUAUGAUAGUUUUAUUUUAGUUGUAGUUUUUCAUGACAACUUGUACAAAAGGGUUUUGUUCAAAUCCACCUGUGAUAGAUGAUUUGCCUCAAUGUACAUUUGUUUGCUUUAGAAAUAAACAAACAUUCAAGUUGA